AGCGAAUCAAAGGUGUAGUUAAAGUUAGGUAAAAAACAGACAGACACCACUGGCCACCUACUUUUUACAAGGACAGAUCUUCUCCUUUGCCUUUCACGUUAGUAUGGUGCUCUUUAAUAUUUGAAAGCACUACAACGACCUAGUAUUUUUGCUAGUACUACAACAAGUACUAGAUUGACUCCUAGUACUACAAAAGAUGUGAAGGGUCCUUGAAUCCUCUGUCUCAUUCCUUCAUGUUAUAUCAUUGAAUCAUUCAGGAUCCAUACAAGAUGAAGUACUGUAAUCCUCUAACCCACUCGUGGAGAAUCGCGAGGGUAAGAAAGUUCCGGCGGUUGUCGCCAAGCUGGAGAAGCUUUCACGAGACAAAAACGAGCUUGUAGAAAAACAGAGGAAGGGUGAGGUAAAUUAAGGCUAGGCUCUGUAAGAUGUGAACUAAGUCCUCUAAGAUCAUGAGUUGUACGGGCUUCUCCGAUGGAUGUAGAUUUGUGGCCGAUUGUACGGUCUUAUGCGCCCCCAGUAUGUAAUUUGGGUGUUUUUAUAUAGGUUAACUAAUUGAUUGAAAAAGCGGUGGCAUAUAGUCCUAACGCAAAAAAAAAAUACGGGUUUCUCCUCGACGUCCAUUAUCAGGGAUACACACAUGACAUAUUGUAUACGCCAACCUCCUGACUCCCAUCGACAGUUGCGGAGUACUGACCUGGGCAACUGGCCAUGACUUCCUGGCUCUAAGUAGAGGCAACCACGCCGGGCAGUCAAGAACUUUGGUCAGAAUUGCAAAGCGCCGUGGCUCCAUGGAGAGCCACGACCCCUGAAACCGCAAUCCUGUUAAGGGUGCUAGAUGAAGAUCAUUACUUUUUUUUUGUUUCUUUGGGGCCUGCAAUUAGUCUGACAGCGGUCUUCUGUAAUUCUUAGAGUCUGGCCUGCAAUUCUUAGAGUCUGACAGCGGUCUUCUGUACAGCUCCAUUCUAUCCAGAGACUUAAGGGUCCUAGGUAUGCCUCAAUAUUGUUUCGGGGCCUGCUUUUUCUAGGUGGAUCCAUUCCUAUCCUAUCCUGCGUAAAGCCUCUACUAGAAUGCGGUUGUCACACUAUUUGGGGUGGAGGUCGUAGCGUGGGUUCCUAUCGUCUUCGUCCUACGACCUAUAAGGGCCCUCCUCGUAGGAAAAAAGGAAUUUAUAGGCUUUCACUACUUAGUAGUGGGACACCAUGAGGAUGUUAGGAAAAAAAGUAAGGUCCACAACCACAUCGCAUAUUAAUCAGCUAUCUACUUCUGCCUUUAAAAUGGGGGAAAGACGAUGCGAAGAAGUUUACACCUGAGCAACUGGUCGAGGACUUGCCGGACGUGAAAUUCAUAGGAACUCAAACCCUAUUUGGCAAGAUUAAGCUCGCAGAGGAAAAGUAUAAACUCUUGCACCAGAAGGACUGCCCACACGGCCAUAUGGAGGAAGAUCUUGAUUUUGUUUUUUUUUUCCCACUUGGCAAGCAGAUCAUCGCGGCUCCCUGGCUACUUCCCUUUAUAAUAAUGAGGUUCGCAAUGGAACACCUUCGCAACUCAUGUUUCAAGAGGAAGUAAGUCUACUUAGUAGGCGUUUUUUUAUACGUUUCUGUAAAAACGACUAUUUUUUUAUACCACCUCGUUUUUAAGGGGGGCGAAAGCAAGGGGCACAAGCAGCGAUAGUCUCUACUUUUUUAUAGUAUGUUUUUAACGGUAGUACGAAAAGGGUACUAGCCGCGAACCCUGAUAGACUGCUCGCUGGAACAGGGAAAAACUUACUAGAUUCAUAACAGAAGACGGCGACGCCCAGAAGAAUGCGAUUUGUGGUCUUAUUCCGCGGUAUGAAGAAGCAGCUCGAUCGGCAGCAGAAAAAGUCCUGCAGGCGGAGGCCCUGAC
This is a messenger RNA of Amoebophrya sp. A25, 1885 nucleotides long. The record is from the annotation of a GenBank genome assembly. NCBI's taxonomy places the organism in Eukaryota, Dinophyceae, Syndiniales, Amoebophryaceae.